Anguilla anguilla (European eel) is the source of this 1787-nucleotide messenger RNA. Its product is annotated as ras-related protein Rab-3C. Gene Ontology annotation, molecular function: GTP binding; GTPase activity. The transcript has 5 exons. The record is from RefSeq and is a predicted model, not a curated record. The coding region runs from base 213 to 899 and encodes 228 amino acids. NCBI's taxonomy places the organism in Eukaryota, Metazoa, Chordata, Actinopteri, Anguilliformes, Anguillidae. Gene Ontology annotation, cellular component: plasma membrane; endosome; synaptic vesicle. Gene Ontology annotation, biological process: protein secretion; regulation of exocytosis; protein localization to plasma membrane.
AGACUACAAGCCCCGGCGUGCCAUUUAAGAUGUGCGCGUGCCUGUCGACUAGCGUUCUCGUACGCCAGGGCGCGUUCUCGGUCGGCUUGUAAGAGGAGGACAGCUCCAGUGCUGAUUUUCAGAGGGUUAAAGAGGCGCAGGAAGACCAUCUCUCAAGUAUUAAUAGCAUUUCUGAAUCACACAUCAAUCGUAUCAGUGAAGCAAAAGGCAGCAUGCGACAAGACGCACCUAUGCAGAUGGCUGCCACACAGGACGGUAAAUUUGGGCAGAAAGAGGGGUCGGACCAGAACUUCGACUACAUGUUCAAACUGCUGAUCAUCGGUAACAGCAGCGUGGGAAAGACCUCCUUCCUGUUCCGCUACGCGGACGACUCCUUCACCUCGGCCUUCGUGAGCACGGUGGGCAUCGACUUCAAGGUCAAGACCGUCUACAAGAACGAGAAGAGGAUCAAGCUGCAGAUCUGGGACACGGCUGGUCAGGAGCGCUACAGGACCAUCACCACAGCGUACUACCGCGGCGCCAUGGGCUUCAUCCUCAUGUAUGACAUCACCAACGAGGAGUCCUUUGGGGCGGUCCAGGACUGGUCGACCCAGAUCAAGACGUACUCCUGGGACAAUGCGCAGGUGAUCCUGGCCGGGAAUAAGUGUGACAUGGAGGAGGAGAGAGUGGUGUCUGUGGACAGCGGCCGGCUUUUGGCAGAGCAGCUGGGGUUCGAGUUCUUCGAGACGAGUGCCAAAGACAACGUCAACGUGAAGCAGACCUUCGAGCGACUGGUGGACAUCAUCUGCGACAAGAUGUCGGAGAGUUUAGAGACUGACCCCGCCGUCACCACGGGAACCCCAAACGCCAGACUAACCGACAACCCGCCCCCACUACAGCAGCCCAACUGUGGCUGUUAGUGGGACAAACCCCCCCCCCCCACCACCACCACCACCACCCGCCCCGCCCCAGACGGUGCCACCCUGAUGUGUGCCAAUGCCAAGAUAGUCCAUUUCCUAGGUAUAGUCUUACAGAAUUUAAUUCAUUACUAUUAUCUGCAUAUCUUACCUUUGCAAAUAAAACAUCCAGAGGUAUCAUUACCUGGUACAGCUUUCUGCAGGUCUGUUUAUCUUUCGGUUUUAAUGUAGCAUUGUGGGACAGAACGAGCCUUUCGGUACAUCCUGUACGUAGCCUGCCGCGCCCCUUAGGAGUCUGCAUCGCAGCCGAAUUUCACCGCUUGGCACCUGCACCGUUUUCAGCAGGUGUGCAGGGAGACAGGAAUAGUGCACGAGUUUGCUUCCCGUUCCCGUCGUCAUUGGGCGACGGCUCAUUAGUGCAGGUGUGCUGUGACUCCGCCCCCUUUGGGUCGUGGUGUGUACGGGGGGGGGGAUGGGGGGGGGGGAGCACGCAGGUGUGGAGGCAUUGGGCUUAAUGUGCAGCUCAAUCUGACGUUGUAGAGGGGGGGCUUCCUGUUCCCUUUAUAAUGCAUGGCCAAACCCCAAGUCAGAAAAUCUACAUGGUUUGUCAUCUGGCCAUCAAAAGAAAAAAAGAAAAAUCAGGAUACAAGUGCAACGCCGCCCACAAUGUUCUGGGGUACGCCUUGAGCAAAAAGUCCAGAAUGAUUCACACUAGUCCCCGCAGGGGGAAAAGCCAGGAUAUUACUUUAGUUAUGAUUCUGCCAUUCCAUGCUAUUCAGUUUAUCCACAACGUGCUUUCUCCUGAAUUUAAGGAAAUGGUGCUUCUUCACGUCUUGCACAAAACCAGAGUUCUGUGGUGAAAGAUUAAUAAAAAAUAAAAAAAAUUAUGGG